Messenger RNA from Capra hircus (goat), 3076 nucleotides. RefSeq names its product DIRAS family GTPase 1 (gene DIRAS1). The coding region runs from base 175 to 771 and encodes 198 amino acids. The record is from RefSeq and is a predicted model, not a curated record. Gene Ontology annotation, cellular component: plasma membrane. Gene Ontology annotation, molecular function: GTP binding; GDP binding; GTPase activity. The transcript has 2 exons. Gene Ontology annotation, biological process: signal transduction. Lineage: Eukaryota; Metazoa; Chordata; Mammalia; Artiodactyla; Bovidae.
CAGCUCGGGCGGGCGGCGGCGGGCGUGCGGGGGGCGGCGGCGCCCAAGCGGACACGGAGCCGGUCAGCAGCAGCCGCGGCGGCGCCGCAGGGACGAGCGCCCAGGGUCGGUCUGGGGUUCUAGCAGCCGCAGCUGUGAGCUCUCCCGGCCCCGCCCCACAGCCCCGUGUGGAAGAUGCCUGAACAGAGCAACGACUACCGAGUGGUGGUGUUCGGGGCGGGCGGCGUGGGCAAGAGCUCGCUGGUGCUGCGCUUCGUCAAAGGCACGUUCCGGGACACUUACAUCCCCACCAUCGAGGACACCUACCGGCAGGUCAUCAGCUGCGACAAGAGUGUGUGCACGCUGCAGAUCACUGAUACCACGGGCAGUCACCAGUUCCCAGCCAUGCAGCGGCUGUCCAUCUCCAAGGGCCAUGCCUUCAUCUUGGUCUUCUCGGUCACCAGCAAGCAGUCGCUGGAGGAGUUGGGCCCCAUCUACAAGCUCAUCGUGCAGAUCAAGGGCAGUGUGGAGGACAUCCCCGUCAUGCUGGUGGGCAACAAGUGCGACGAGACCCAGCGGGAGGUAGACACCCGCGAGGCCCAGGCUGUGGCCCAGGAGUGGAAGUGCGCCUUCAUGGAGACUUCGGCCAAGAUGAACUACAACGUCAAGGAGCUCUUCCAGGAGCUGCUCACGCUGGAGACGCGCCGGAACAUGAGCCUGAACAUCGACGGCAAGCGCUCCAGCAAACAGAAGAGGACAGACCGCAUCAAGGGCAAAUGCAUUCUCAUGUGAGCCCAGAGAGCCCGCCACCACCGGCACCCCUUUGUCCCGGGCACGGGUCUCUCCCCAAGUCCUGUGUCCUCUUCCUGCUCCCUUUCUCCUCCUCUCCCGGCCUCCCUCCCACCUCUUCCACUUCUCUCCCUUCAUCCACCAUUUACGGAGGGGAAACUGAGGCCUUGCCGAGCCUGUGGCAGAUCUGGGCUUGUGGCAACCCAGCUCUGUUGCAUCACUCUGUUGUCCCCUCCCUCUUUGCUCCAACACCCCAUCCUGUCUGUAUCCCUGGAAGGCGAGUGCUGGAGGUGGCCCCCAUGAUCUGCACGUGGGAAAACAGGCGGUGGGGGGGAAGCUGUUUGUCCCUAUCUGGACUGAGGACACCGGUUUUUUUCCCCAUCUCCGUGUCUGCCACUCCUGCCCCUUCCCCUUGGGUCCCCCCAUUAGAUCACUGUGACCUUGCUGGGGAGGAGGGAGUUGAAAUGCACAUGGACCUCAGAUUUUGUUUUCUCCUAUUUGGUGUUUAACAUACACUCCCCUCCCCUUUCCAUCCCUCAUGACCUCUGACCUGGGCUCCCCCAACCCAGGUCCUAGACCACUCCUCUCGCCCCCAUCCCCACAGCUUGGUGGGGGGCUUUGCGGGCUGGGUCUCAGGCUGCCAGGCAAUAACCAAACAGGGCCCUCAGCAGUGCUCCACCAGCCCGGAAUCCCACUCCACACCCGGCCUGGGCCUGGGGUGCAGGUAGAGGAGGCCCAGAACCGGCCAAUGGCCACAGCACAACUCCAGGAGACUGUCUGGGAUGAAUAUGGAGGGCCUUCCUGGACACAGCCCAUGGACAGAGAACGAGGGGAGGGGGAGCCAGACCCUGUCAGAGGCAGGCAUCCGGACCCAGCACUAGCAAGGUCCGUGGGGCUGGAGGCAGAGCUCUGCCCAACCUGUUGCCUUCCACCUACUAGGCCAUGGAGGCUGCCCAGGAAGGUGUGUGUCCUGGAGUCAGGGUGUGCCCGCCACCCUGAAAUUAUGUUUUUUUAAGUGUCUAGAUGACACCACACUCAUGGGACCCAGUGAAGCUGUGUCGGCCAGUGUGAAGGUGACCUGUAGGCCUAGGGUGGCGGGGGGGAAUCCCAUGGGAUGAUGAACUAGGCACCUCGGUGUGCUGGGCAGAUGGCUUAUGUCUAAGCAUGUAUGGGGGGCUCCUGUGUGUGUGACAGUAUGCAGUGUGAUCACAGUGUAGAGAGUAUGGAGAUGUGGGUCACGUGGUUGCCAACAGGACUGGACACUUGUGAUGGGUGACCUUGGCACCUGCAGGAGUGUGGCUGUACGUGGCUGCAUUUUUGGGUGUGGGUGAUGUGAUUUGUUAAUAAUAGAAAGUAUUGGUAAACCUUUUUGUCCUGACUGAGGAAUGCCACACCUGUUUCAUUCUGUAGUAAGGUGUCUUUCAGCCUCACAUCUGUAUCCAUCAGCUGUUGCUAGGGAACACAUGACCACAAACUCAGCAACUUGCAACAGCAUUCAUUUGUGGCCUCAUCUGAAGGGAUGACCAGGGAUGGACCCACAUCCCAGCUCAUGUGCUCGUGGGCAGCAUUCAGUUGCCUGUGGUCUUGGGAUGGAGGGUCUCAGCUGCCUGCCUCCUGGGCCUCUCCCUGGAGCCAUUUAGUAGCACUGGUCUCAUGAAGUGUGAGGAAGCUGUGUGUAUGUGUGUGUCUGUGUGUAUGUGCAUGCACACAUAUGAGAGAGAGGCCUUGUGGCUGUUGUCAUGUGACCACGUGGACUGUAUGUGGGUGAGAGGGACUGUCUGUGUCCAUCUUGGUAGCAGUGUGUUUUUCCCCUUGCAUCUGUGUGGCUGUUCAUUCCGCAGAUAUUUACUGGGUAUACUGUGUGUGUGCAUAUGCACGUGUGUGUCACUGCCCGGCAUGUGGACAGGCCCAUGGAAGAACAGGUAACAUCCUGUCUGGGUAUAGCUGAGCCACCCUGGCCUGUGGUGGGUCCAGGGCCCACAGCAACUGGUGUUGACCCCUCCCACUUGAAGGUGCCAGAGAAAGUGGGGCUGGGCGGGGGUCUGCGGCCCUUUCUCAGGGACACACCCUGAUAGCACAAUCUCCCUGGGGCCCUGCCCGCCUCCAGGCCUCUCCUGCCCCAGGCCCUGCCCCGACCCUGGGGGACAGAGGGGUUCUGGGGACCGUGCCAGGCCAUGCUUGCUGUGACUCCGCCCCUGCCCCUUUGCCCCCUCGCAUGUGGGUGUCCCCCUGCCCCCUGUUGUGGGGUCUGUGUAGCAUUCACUUUAGAAAUAGUCUUCCUGCAAUAAAGUCGUGGAUUCCACAUUCC